CCCAGCGGCAGGAGAGGGCGAGGCUGAGCGGAAGCCAGGGCAGGAGGGGAGGGCGGCAGCCGGUCCUCCCCGCGAGCCGGAGAAUGCGGCAGGGGGCCGGGGGCCUGGGAGGCACUGACUCCCCGCGCCCCUGACGCGGCCACAGCCCCGGCCCCGGCGCCAGUCUCCCGCCCCGCGCAGCCCCGAGCUGUGCACAGGCGCCCGGAGAGCCGCGAGAGGCGCGCCGGGUGCCCAGCCCCAGAGCAGGUCCCUCUGCGGACCCGGGAAGGAGAGGGGACGGCGCCAGCGAGCGUUGCUUUUAAUUUUAGCGCCCUCGUCGUCAAUGCCUGUCUGAGCAGCCUGGAGGAAGAGUGCGAAAAGAGAGAGCGCGCGCCGAGGAGAGGAGAAAGGAAGAUGAGGAUUAUUUGCAGGCAGCUUGUCUUGUUAUUUUCUGGAUUCUGGGGACUCGCCAUGGGAGCCUUUCCGAGCAGCGUGCAAAUAGGUGGUCUCUUCAUCCGAAACACAGACCAGGAGUACACUGCUUUCCGAUUAGCGAUUUUUCUUCAUAACACCAGCCCCAAUGCGUCGGAAGCGCCUUUUAAUUUGGUACCUCAUGUGGACAACAUUGAGACAGCCAACAGUUUUGCUGUGACAAAUGCUUUCUGUUCCCAGUAUUCUAGAGGAGUAUUUGCCAUUUUUGGACUCUAUGAUAAGAGGUCAGUACACACCUUGACCUCAUUCUGCAGCGCCUUACACAUCUCCCUCAUCACACCAAGUUUCCCUACCGAGGGGGAGAGCCAGUUUGUGUUGCAGCUGAGGCCUUCCUUGCGAGGAGCACUCUUAAGUCUGCUGGAUCAUUAUGAAUGGAACUGUUUUGUCUUCCUGUAUGACACAGACAGGGGAUAUUCAAUACUUCAAGCUAUUAUGGAAAAAGCAGGACAAAAUGGUUGGCAUGUCAGCGCUAUAUGUGUGGAAAAUUUUAAUGAUGUCAGCUAUAGACAACUUCUAGAAGAACUGGAUAGAAGACAAGAGAAGAAAUUUGUCAUAGACUGUGAGAUAGAGAGGCUUCAAAACAUAUUAGAACAGAUUGUGAGUGUUGGAAAGCAUGUUAAAGGCUACCAUUAUAUCAUCGCAAACUUGGGAUUCAAGGAUAUUUCUCUUGAGAGAUUUAUACAUGGUGGAGCCAAUGUUACAGGAUUCCAGUUGGUGGAUUUUAAUACGCCGAUGGUAACCAAACUAAUGGAUCGCUGGAAGAAACUAGACCAGAGAGAGUAUCCAGGCUCUGAGACUCCUCCAAAGUACACAUCCGCUCUGACUUAUGAUGGAGUCCUGGUGAUGGCCGAAACUUUCCGAAGUCUUAGAAGGCAGAAAAUUGAUAUUUCAAGGAGAGGAAAUGCUGGGGACUGUCUGGCAAAUCCUGCUGCUCCAUGGGGCCAGGGAAUUGACAUGGAGAGGACACUCAAACAGGUUCGAAUUCAAGGGCUGACAGGGAAUGUGCAGUUUGACCACUACGGACGCAGGGUCAAUUACACAAUGGAUGUGUUUGAGUUAAAGAGCACGGGGCCGAGAAAGGUUGGUUACUGGAAUGACAUGGAUAAAUUAGUCUUGAUUCAAGAUGUACCAACUCUUGGCAAUGACACAGCAGCUAUUGAGAACAGAACAGUGGUUGUAACCACUAUUAUGGAAUCCCCAUAUGUUAUGUUCAAGAAAAAUCAUGAAAUGUUUGAAGGAAAUGACAAGUAUGAAGGAUACUGUGUAGACUUGGCAUCUGAAAUUGCAAAACACAUUGGUAUCAAGUAUAAAAUUGCCAUUGUCCCUGAUGGAAAAUAUGGAGCAAGGGAUGCAGACACAAAAAUCUGGAAUGGGAUGGUAGGAGAACUUGUUUAUGGGAAAGCAGAGAUUGCUAUUGCCCCUCUGACAAUCACUUUGGUCCGAGAGGAGGUCAUUGACUUCUCUAAGCCCUUCAUGAGUUUGGGCAUAUCUAUCAUGAUCAAAAAGCCUCAGAAAUCUAAACCAGGAGUGUUUUCCUUCUUGGAUCCUCUGGCCUAUGAGAUCUGGAUGUGCAUAGUCUUUGCCUACAUUGGUGUCAGCGUGGUCUUGUUCCUAGUUAGUAGGUUUAGUCCAUAUGAAUGGCACACAGAAGAGCCAGAGGAUGGAAAGGAAGGACCCAGCGACCAACCUCCCAAUGAGUUUGGCAUCUUUAACAGCCUCUGGUUCUCCCUGGGUGCUUUUAUGCAGCAAGGAUGUGACAUUUCACCCAGAUCCCUCUCAGGUCGAAUUGUUGGAGGUGUUUGGUGGUUCUUUACACUCAUCAUUAUAUCAUCUUACACUGCUAACCUCGCUGCUUUCCUGACGGUGGAGCGCAUGGUCUCCCCCAUAGAAAGUGCAGAAGAUCUGGCCAAACAAACAGAAAUUGCCUACGGAACACUGGAUUCAGGGUCAACAAAAGAAUUCUUCCGAAGAUCAAAAAUAGCAGUGUAUGAAAAGAUGUGGACCUACAUGCGAUCAGCAGAGCCGUCUGUGUUCACGAGGACUACCGCGGAGGGCGUAGCUCGAGUCCGCAAGUCCAAGGGCAAAUUUGCCUUUCUCCUGGAAUCCACUAUGAAUGAGUACAUCGAGCAGCGAAAGCCCUGUGACACGAUGAAAGUGGGAGGAAAUCUGGAUUCGAAAGGCUAUGGAGUAGCAACGCCCAAGGGUUCUUCAUUAAGAAAUGCUGUUAACCUCGCAGUUUUAAAACUGAAUGAACAAGGCCUCUUGGACAAAUUGAAAAACAAAUGGUGGUACGACAAAGGAGAAUGUGGCAGCGGGGGAGGUGACUCCAAGGACAAGACGAGUGCCUUGAGCCUGAGCAACGUAGCAGGCGUCUUCUACAUUCUGGUCGGCGGACUGGGCUUGGCAAUGCUGGUGGCUUUGAUAGAGUUCUGUUACAAGUCCAGGGCAGAAGCGAAGAGAAUGAAGCUGACCUUUUCUGAAGCCAUAAGAAACAAGGCCCGAUUAUCCAUCACGGGGAGUGUGGGGGAGAACGGCCGCGUCCUGACGCCCGACUGCCCGAAGGCCGUCCACGCUGGAACUGCAAUCAGACAGAGUUCGGGAUUGGCUGUCAUUGCAUCGGACCUACCAUAAAAACCAAAAAAAUAAUUGAGUGCCUUAAUUAAACUGUGUUGGUGACCGACGGGAACGCAGCCCGGGGAACAGGCCCGCGCGGUCCUGGCUGGCCCGACCCUUCGGCUGAGAGCGCCGGGCGGCGGCGGCAGCAGCAGCAGCAGCGACGUGUGCAUGAGCUCAGCUCCGGAACCCAAACUCCGAUUUUCUAUCAGGAAAACUCACCCCUUAGGUUUUCUCGGGACGUGGGUGGGGGGAGCUGGGACGGGCGUAUUAACAGCAACCAAUUUCACUCCAGCGGACUUAACAACUAAUCAGACUUGCGAGUUAGCGCAUCAACUCUGCGGCUCUUGCUCACAAGGGCCUCGGCCUUGGCAGCAAGGGAUGAGCUAGUUGUAGAAGUCAACCACCACGCUAACUGUCGCCCGAGCACCCAUCUAAUCAACCGAAGACUGUCCAGCUGAGAAAACACAUCACUAAACUGUGAUUUAAAAAAAAAACAUCAUAAACACACAUGUAAAUCCUGUGAGAGAAAAAAAAAAAUUAAAGGAAGUAUUUACAUUUACUUUGGAGAAAAAUACUGAACCAUGCUUGCUUUUUAAAUGAUGUAAAUUCAGUAGAGGACAAUACGAUUCUUUUUUCUAACCAUCUUAGGGAACAGUACAUUGCAAUAAUUGAUAUAAAUGCCAUCACUGUAAUAAACUCUAGAGACUUUUUUUUUUUAAAUAAAAGUUGUCGGUCAUCUUGUUUGCUGUAACCUUCACUUCGUCACAUGAACCGGUACCCACAGAUUGCAUUUGUCUCAAUACCCGGAACAAAAGGAAGACGACGUUAACAUAAAAUCGUCAGUCUGCAAUGUAGAACCAAGAGACUAGGGGUCACUCAUGGUAUCAAUACUGUUUAUACUCUUGUUCUGUGUACAAAAUUGUGGUUUUUGUACCCACUAAAAAGAAUAAAACAACAGGCAUUCUUACAGUAUCAACAAGGUUUUUUUCUCUUAUCGUUAUACAAGUUAUUUGAGAAAUUUUAAGACUGUAAAGUGUGGGCCAUAUUGGAAACUAUAGCUAGCCCUUCUAAUUUUUGCUUACUAAGCUAGCUUCCUUUACAGGUGGUUGCCUCGUCAGCAGGUUAAUGUCCAAGAUGGAGUGUUUGAAUUGGGAAAUGAAUCAUUGUCAAAAUAGCAACAAACCCUGUAAUUGUGUGUUGAAAUUUUACUUGACUGUAUUUUGCUGCAUAAAAUAAUGUCUCUUUGGGCUUCUCCCCCAUUCUCAUUAUUCCAUUUAAAUCAUUUGAAGGCACUGAUAAUAGUUUGUGGUAGACUACAAAUGAAGACUCAGCCCUUGUUUUCAACUGAAAAGUGUGAAGAAAUUAUAUCCAUGUUUAUUUACAAAUUCACCUUAUGUUGUGAAUGGAUUAACAUGGAUCCAAAGAAGGUUUGAAUCUUUUGAAAUAAUAAAUACGUAUUAUAAUACAGAUAAACAUCACAAUACUUAGAGAUCACAAUACUUGACCGAAAGCACAAGUUAGGAUUAUUUUGGAAGUCUGGCUUUGGGGGAUAAGUUGAGUUUUCAUAGGUGGAGAAGGUGCUAAAAGCCUUAGGGAUGAACAGUGCCCCAAAGCUGUGCAUGGCAAUGGCUUAAGGACUGGAUGCAACUGAAUGGACUGGAGAGAAUACAGGGGUGAUAUCCUGGAAAAAACGUUGGAAAACAUAAAGGAUUGAUUAUCUUGCCUCAGCGCUCAAGAUUCCUAUCCCCCUUUCAAUCUCUGUGCUGCAGUAAGAGCAAUUGGUAAAAGUUCAAAUUUGUUAACAACACACACACACACACACACACACACACACACACACACAGUUCCCUCAGGAAAAAUUCCAAGCUCUUGAGCAGAGCAAAUGAGACCCUUUAUGACCUGGUCCUUAUGUAUCUUUUCAUGACUUCUCUCAUCCCUACCCAACCUCUCCUUGCUGCAAAUGAACCUCAAAAGCAGCACAUGGGACACUGUAUUUACUACUUCUUCAGUCUAUAACUCUUUCCUAUCUCCUCUCUUCCUGACUAACUUGUACUCACCCUUCAGUACUCAAAUUUUACCUGCCCUGGGAAGAUUUCCAUCCACCAUCCCCUGCCUACGAGACUGAGUUAGGUGCCCUUUUAAUGUUUUCUCCCCAUCAAUGCACUUACCAUACUGCAUUGUAAUUGCCUGUGUACUUGUCUGUAUAACUACUAGACUGUAAGCUCCUUGAGGGCAGGGACUGUGUCUAUCUUGUUCACAGUUGUAUCCCCAGCACCCAGCACAGUGCCUGGCAUAUUGUAGGUGCUUAAUAAAAUAUUUGUUGAAUGAAUUGAAUUGAAUCUGAUUAAGUGGGAACAGAAAGAUA
Molecule: messenger RNA, 5452 nt
Organism: Myotis myotis
Lineage: Eukaryota; Metazoa; Chordata; Mammalia; Chiroptera; Vespertilionidae
Gene: GRIA4
Product: glutamate ionotropic receptor AMPA type subunit 4
Exons: 17
Coding region: 394-3102 (902 amino acids)
Biological process (GO): synaptic transmission, glutamatergic; monoatomic ion transport; modulation of chemical synaptic transmission
Cellular component (GO): postsynaptic membrane; plasma membrane; dendritic spine
Molecular function (GO): transmitter-gated monoatomic ion channel activity involved in regulation of postsynaptic membrane potential; AMPA glutamate receptor activity
Source: RefSeq, a predicted model, not a curated record